Anopheles gambiae (African malaria mosquito) is the source of this 2908-nucleotide messenger RNA. RefSeq lists its product as uncharacterized. Gene Ontology annotation, cellular component: neuronal cell body; axon; dendrite. The transcript is spliced from 3 exons. Lineage: Eukaryota; Metazoa; Arthropoda; Insecta; Diptera; Culicidae. Gene Ontology annotation, biological process: sensory perception of taste. The record is from RefSeq and is a predicted model, not a curated record. Bases 1633 to 2856 code for a protein of 407 amino acids.
AAACCGUCGAUUUAAGAGUUGAUCAUUGAUCGCAAAGUGAUCCUUUGCUGGAAAUACACCAAUUCGUCCGAUAUCUUCUUCCAGUGGUGACGUGUUACAAGCGACCAGCAGCUUCCUGCUAGAAUUAAAUUUAAAACGUUUUAUUUGCCUCAACAGCAUGGUAUAACGUCAAUGUUUGUGCUACUAUUUGCUCGCCCCAUCCUCCCGCUCAGCAGCUGUUUUCGUACGGCCGUACUGGAAAAUGCAAAGUGGAUAUGCUAAUGCGACCGAAGGCUGAUAAAAAAAACGCGAAAUACAUCGUGCGUCAACGUUAGAUCGCACGAUGAAAAAGAAUAUUCCAUCCCGCGCAGGUCACAGCACCGUGUGUAACCGUGGUCGCGCGUGGUGUAUAUAGCACCUUCGGCGCACAUCCGACGUCCGAUGUGGCAUAUACGCGUGGUUCUUUUUUUCUUUUCUUCUAUUCAAAUUGCUAGACAUUUUUAUCUCUUCCUUUUCUUCCGCAAACCUUCAAAUGAUUGGGUAGAAUAUUGUGAGCAUCGUACGCAAACAAUGUUAUUUGAUUCUUGCUUGAUGGUCAGGCUGAAUUCAACGAUCGUUAAGAGGGCUUACGAUUGAGGAGGCUUUCGUGGAGCUUGUUGUUGUUGUUGAGUUUACGACAUUUGCCCUCCUACCAUGUGACAAAGUCGUUGGGAGGAACCCGUAUCACUUUUUGCCUUCAAGGUGAGAGCAUGAUAAAAAGCAACACAGAUUUACUAGCGGACUCCCACAAGGCGGAACGUAGUUCGGUUCUUUCCCUGACUCGUCAAAUAACUUCUCGCGGUGACUUCAAUCGAUAGCAAAAUCGAUCUUUUACGCUUAGUUUGAUAUUGUGAUGUCCUAAUAUCAAGUAUCAACGACCUUCCAAUUCAGAAAUAUCGAUUAUAGCUAAUCCCCUAGGUUUGCCUGUUAUCCGAUGUAUAAUUAACCUUUAUGAAACGGGGUAAGUAUCGUUCCAGUGUAAAUCUAGAUGUAAAUGUCAUAUUGUGUAGAGUCCUAACAGCUGAAAAAUGCCUUUCAGAAAAGUCUCUAAAUGGCAAUUAUCUUUUAGAAAUCUGAUGUUUGCAGGUUUGGAUGGUUUUAGACACGUGGUUUUUUUUUAAAUGUUUUGCAUAUUUUUUUGGGGUUCAUUCUUGUGAAGUAUUGGCAUCAUCCCCUUGCAAAUCAAUGCAAAUGAAAAAAAUCUAAAAACUGCAUAAUGUAUCGUAGAACAAAUAAACAAUAAAAAUAAUGGGAGAAGCAUCCGAUAAUUCUUGGGAAGCAACCUAACAAAACAUGGGCAGCCUUGUAACAAUCAAGAAGGAAAAAUACCUAUUGCAACAGUCUCCAAAGCAGCGAUCUUCUCUGGGACAAGUCUACAAGAAUAUGACUCUUACACGAUUUGAGUCCCAAAAGUACAGAAACCUACGUAAUAGGACGGCCUUAGUAAUAUUUUACAACAUUUAUAACAUACAGUAGUAUUUAUGUUUAUCAUCUGCAGAAUCAUCCUCAUCAAUAUUGUAUGAAGACAAAUUGUAGUGUGGUUUGUCACGCCAAUGGGAACCUAGGAACAGAUUGGAACUCUUUGGAACUCGUCUCAGUUAUCCGUGGGGCACAAUGGCAUACGCACCAGCAGCCAUCCAAUCGUUUCUUCAACUCAAUCUCAAACGCUCGCUGUUCAGGCUGCUAACAGUCGGUCAGGUGUUUGGGCUGGUGGCAUGGGACUUAGAACCUUUGGAACCGGACCGCCCAACAACCAAGCUGCAUUGGUUCCGGAAGCUGAUUCGUACCACCAAUCAAGGUUACUGUCUUAUGAUCAUCGUUGCAAUCGGUACGGCAACAGUUCUUCAUCAUUCCUCCAACACGGCGGACGCGUUUUUCGCUAUCCGAACGCUGUACCUGACAGAGAAUGUGAUCGUGAACGUGAUCGUUCUGCUCGCGAUGCUCGAAUGUCAGCAGAGUCGCCCAUUUUACGCCUCCAUUCUUAAGGAGCUUUUUGAGCUUGACAAGAAUUUGCACGACUGUGAUGCGUCGAUCAAUUUUCUCCAUGUAGAAGCGAUCACCGAUCGGCUGCUAGUCUGUGCCGUGCUGUACUUUUCCACCUCCUCGCUGGUGGACUGGUGGGCCGAUUAUGACCCUUCGUGCACCUUCCUGUGCCACAGCGUGCUGUACAUUCUGCCGAACGUAAUCAACGUGCUGGCGCUCUACCAGUAUGCCGCGCUGCAGCUGAUCGUUGCCGCCUGCUAUCGAUCGGUUAAUAGCGUGCUCGCCAGAUACCACGAUCAUCAAGCCCGCCCAAAAGUGCGCGAUUGUGCCGAGCUGGUCGAGACACUGCGAAGGACACACCUGAAGCUGGGCGAUCUAACCGGUCGGGUAGUGGGACGGUUUGGGCCACUCAUCGUCUGCACCGUGCUGUCCUCGUUCGUCGUACUUAACCUGGAGCUGUUUAACGUGUACAAGGCUACUGGCAGGGGCUGCAAACGGGUUUGGAGUGCGAGUGAAGGGUUCCGGCUGGUGCGCUCGCUGCUCUGGAUAGGGCUGCACGGUGCCAAGAUACUGCUCAUUCUCUACCCAGGCCACCGGGCACGGGUGGAGUGUGAACGGACCGGACCGACACUGUACGAGAUCGCGAACCGGUACGAAGCGGCCGGAAGGAGCAACAGUGCGCUGAUGAAGUUCGCUGGCCAACUGCUGCUGCUACACGGCAAACGGCACCACUGUAAGGCAUGCGGGCUGAUAACGCUUGACUUAACACUCAUUAGCAAGAUAGUAGCCGGACUUACCACGUAUUUGAUGAUUCUGAUCCAGUUUGAUUCAGCCUUUACCCAAGGUUCGCGCUGAGUGCGAGAUGCAAUCGAAAGCCAAAUAAAGCACCAUCAAUUACCGCCACUGU